UCCCGCUUCGUGGUACUCGGUAUAAGCAGCCUCAAUUUCACGUGGAUGAAGGAGGGCGAGGGCUGCCGAUGGGUAGGCCGAGACGGGAGCACAGUGACCGGUUCAGUGCGGUACAGGGACUUCAUGCGGCCCAAGACUCGGACUGACUCGCUAGCAGCGUUCUGCCAGCUGGCAGGCAACACCUCCCGGGCGGGCGGCUAUCUGGCGAUGAUCAUGGAUGACCCGCUGUACGGCACGCUCGACCCUGGAGUGGUGUGGGUGUGGGCGGAGUACCACCGCGUGCGGGCGGGAGUUGAGCGCUUCCUCUUCUACAACAUGGCCGCGUGGACGCCACAGCUCACCGCGCUCUUCCUGCCAUACUUCGCAGCGGGCGUUGCUGCUCUCACGGACAUGGCGGGCGGCCUUGAAGCCUCCGAAGCCCUGACGAGGGGCUUCGAGGUGGCCGCAGUCAGGAGGAGAGGGUUUGAGGUGAUCUCGCGGGUGGUGUUUCGGCGGCCGGACGUGUGGUGCGUGCGGGACGGGGCCCAAGAGGAGAUUGAGUCGGACGUGUGUGAGGACUGGCGGGGCCACCGCAAGCUGAUUGUCAACCCCAGGAAGACGUCGGUGAUGUCCGUGCACGCGGCGCGCGAGCCUCAAAAAGGAGGCGUGGUGCUGAACGCAGGGACUGAGUUGCGGCACUUCCACCUAGCGGGCGUGGUCAACCCAGUCAACGUGCUCUGCCACACCCUCGUGCCGCCCGGGGAAUCUCACAUGUGGUUCGUACGCGACACCACCAUUGCCGACCAGCUGCCACUGCUGGCUAACGCCUCUGCCCCCCAACCACAACCACUGCUUUAAGGAGCAACUACUUCCGGCCAGCUGCCACUACUGCCUAACGCCUCUGCCCCCAAACCGUUGCUUUGAGGAGCAUGAAGACGCUUUAGAGAAGGAGCCCCUCAACUGAUUUGUGAGGGACAUUAGCCACCACUGCAAUUGCUUUCCAUCUGCCACUACUGGCUAACGCCUCUGCUGCUGCUCGGCCCAAGUAACCAGAAGGCGCAUUGUCAUACCGUACAUACACACUCUAGAGAACACCACACGUGCUUUGUGAGGGACUUGGUUGGGUAAUGCCAUCGCCAACCAGCUACUGAUACUACUGUACUAGCUAAUGCCUCUGCUGCCACUCAGCCUGAACCUUUCCUCAG
Molecule: messenger RNA, 1184 nt
Organism: Closterium sp. NIES-67
Lineage: Eukaryota; Viridiplantae; Streptophyta; Zygnematophyceae; Desmidiales; Closteriaceae
Source: the annotation of a GenBank genome assembly